Molecule: messenger RNA, 5106 nt
Organism: Tribolium madens (black flour beetle)
Lineage: Eukaryota; Metazoa; Arthropoda; Insecta; Coleoptera; Tenebrionidae
Gene: RpI1
Product: DNA-directed RNA polymerase I subunit RPA1
Exons: 11
Coding region: 192-5072 (1626 amino acids)
Biological process (GO): DNA-templated transcription
Cellular component (GO): RNA polymerase I complex
Molecular function (GO): DNA binding; DNA-directed RNA polymerase activity
Source: RefSeq, a predicted model, not a curated record
UUCAGUCACGUGUUCGAGUGACAGUUGUCUGCAGUGUAACCAACUUAAACCCCUAAAUCAAGAUUUUGAAUAAUUUUUACAUCUUCACAGUUUUUUAACUAUUUUUACCAUAAAAACCACUCAAAACAACAAACUUAAUUUAAUUUUUGAGGUUAUGUUCAAGUGAAAAACGUGUUUAAACGGGCCUCACAAUGUCCAGAAACAUCCGAAAGCACGACACGGGUCCCAAACAUCUCUCUUUCGACUCAGUUGUCUUCUCUAUGUUUACAAAAGAAGAAAUCAAGAAGCUUUGUAUUACGAAAAUAAGUACCCCUUUGACUCUGGAUCCUUUGGGACACCCUUUACCUGGCGGUCUCUACGAUAAAUGUUUGGGCCCUAUGACUGAAAAAAGCGAGCCAUGUGGCACUUGCCGCAAAAAUAUUUAUUUCUGUCCGGGACAUUUUGGGUAUAUUGAAUUGCCUUUGCCUGUUGUUAAUCCGAUUUUUUAUCGCAUGAUUGGGACCAUUUUGAGGAUGAGUUGCUUGAGUUGUUUUCGUUUUCAAAUUCCAGAACAUGUGAAAUAUUCAAUUACGCUUCAAAUUAGACUUUUAAAUUGCGGGUUAGUAACGGAGGCUGUAGAAAUUUCUAACAGUAUCGCUGAAUUGAUUACGGUUCACGAGUCCUUGGAGAAUAUCCCUGAAGAUGCUGUUAUGCCGAUUCGAAAGUACGAAACGUUAGCUCAGGAAACGUUUGAAAAUUUAAAUGGGAAAUAUAUUUUGACAAAAAAUACCGAAACUUUACGAAAUCGCUUCGUAAACGAAAUGUUAAGAGAAGUGAAGCCAAGGAGAAUUUGUAUGCAUUGUAGACAUACAAUGGAAAAGAUACAAUUAUUAAGGAAUAAAAUUAUUCUAUCGAAUCGGAGGAAAGAAGAAAAAAAAGAUUCAGAGGUUUUGGGGCGAGUGAAGGCUUUUGAGGCUAAAUAUGUCACGCCUGAUGAAUCGCGGACUUACAUGAGGAAAAUAUGGGAGGAGGAGAAGGACCUAAUGAAAGAAAUUAUCGCGGUUUUGGGGGGAAUACAAGGAGAGCAUCCAACUGAUGUUUUUUACUGGGACAUCAUACCUGUGGUUCCCCCAAAUAUGAGACCGGUCAAUGUUGUUAGUAAUCGUAUAAGUGAGCAUCCAACGUCGCAAUUGUAUAAAAAUAUAAUUCAUAAUACAAUUCUGUUGAGAUUGAUUAUUCAAGUGGUGAAGAAUAAGGGUGACCUGAGUAGUCUUCCACCGGAAGCUAAGGGCGCUUACAACGUAUCCAAAGGCGACUCUCCCAUCGAAAAACUUAACCUCGCUUGGGAAUCCCUCCAAAGCGAGGUCGACUCCCUCAUCGAUAGCAGUACCAUCCGUAACGCAAACGUCUGUGGCUUGAAACAAAUCAUCGAGAAAAAAAAUGGAAUUAUUCGCAUGCACAUGAUGGGAAAACGUGUCAAUUUUUCAGCUCGGACUGUUAUUACUCCCGAUCCAAAUCUCAACAUUGACGAAAUCGGAAUUCCGGAAGCUUUUGCUAAACAUUUGACGUAUCCAGUACCAGUGACGUCAUGGAACGUCGAAGAAUUACGUAAAAUGAUAAUGAAUGGACCGGAUGUGCAUCCGGGAGCUGUCAUGGUGGAAUACGAGGAUGGGACAAUAAAACGGAUAAACACAAGUAAUACCACACAACAAGAGAGUAUAUUGAAACGACUUUUGACGCCUGAUAAGAUUGUGGGUUUCCGAGGUGUCAAACGUGUGCAUAGACAUUUGUGUAAUGGCGAUAUUCUUUUGUUGAAUCGACAGCCGACUUUACACAAGCCAAGUAUAAUGGCGCAUACGGCGCGAGUUUUAAAAGGUGAGAAGACAUUCAGAUUGCAUUAUGCCAAUUGUAAAGCAUACAAUGCUGACUUUGAUGGCGACGAAAUGAAUGCACAUUUCCCACAAAAUGAAUUGGCAAGAAGCGAAGCUUACAAUUUAGUCAACGUUUGUAACCAAUAUCUUGUACCGAAAGAUGGCACUCCAUUAAGUGGCCUCAUCCAGGAUCAUAUGAUCGCCGGCGUGAAAUUAUCACUUCGAGGACGGUUUUUUAACGAAAUUGAUUACAAACAUUUUGUUUUUCAAGCUUUAGCAAACAAAACCGGUAAAAUUAUUCUAUUACCACCUGCAAUACUCAAACCGUGUCAAUUGUGGUCGGGCAAACAAAUUCUGUCAACUGUCAUUAUUAAUAUAAUACCAGAAGGCCAUGUACGUAUCAAUUUGACAGCGACGGCGAAAAUCAGCGCUGAGGCGUGGCAAACAUCCCCGGCCCGAAAAUGGAAAGGGGGCGGAACCCGUUUCAUAAAUUCCAAUACGAUGAGCGAAGCUGAAGUUGUGAUACGAGGUGGGGAAUUGUUAGUGGGCGUGUUGGACAAGACGCAUUACGGAGCCACGCCCUAUGGUCUCAUUCACUGCAUGUAUGAAUUGUAUGGGGCGAUUUAUGCAACAGGUCUUUUAAGCGCAUUGGCGAAGUUGUUUACGAGGUUUCUGCAAAAGGAGGGCUUUACACUGGGCGUUCAUGAUAUUUUGACGGUGAAGAAAGCGGACGAGAGGCGGCGCGAAAUCAUCGACGAAUUGCGAGAAAUCGGUCUUGAUGUGAUUACGACCGCGCUCGACAUGCCCCACGACACCCCAAUCGAGGAAAUCGUCGAAAAAAACCGAGAAAACAUCGUAACAAACCCAAAAUGGAGAGCAACUGUGGACCGGCAAUACAAAAUCGCUCUGGAUUCGUUCACAAAUGACAUUAAUAAGACUUGUUUACCGGCGGGUUUACUGUUGAAAUUUCCAGACAAUAAUCUUCAAUUGAUGGUACAAUCGGGUGCUAAAGGUACCACCGUAAAUACUAUGCAGAUUUCGUGUCUUUUGGGUCAGAUUGAGUUGGAGGGUAAACGACCCCCGACUAUGAUAAGUGGCAAGUCUUUGCCUAGUUUUCCGAUUUUUGAGUUUGCACCACGUGCUGGUGGUUUUAUUGAUGGCAGAUUUAUGACAGGGAUACAGCCACAAGAGUUUUUCUUUCAUUGUAUGGCAGGUCGUGAAGGUUUGAUUGAUACAGCUGUCAAAACAAGUCGUAGUGGGUAUCUACAGAGGUGUCUAAUUAAACACUUGGAAGGUUUAACGGUUGGAUAUGACUUGACAGUUCGGGAUAGUGACAAGAGUGUUAUUCAGUUCCUGUAUGGCGAAGAUGGAAUGGAUAUUUCAAAAUUGCAAUUUCUCAAUACGAAACAGUUGCCUUUCUUGGCUGAUAACAGUAAGGUUAUGAUUGAUAAGAAAGCACUGAAAAUGUUAAAAGAUGAACAUCAGAAGUCGGUUAAAGCUCACAAACAACAAUUGACUGAAUGGUGUGAAAAAUUCGGACAUCCAUUACAGAGAGAACGAAAAAGUCCAUUUUCUCUAUUUUCAUCCGUGGUCCGUGCUAAAGUCAAAGGUACAGAUUUUGGUUCUAAAGAAAUGACCAAAUUGUGGAAAAAAGCCGACGAAGAUAUCAAAGAAGGCUUUCGUCAACAAUGCAUCCCAUGCCCUGACCCUGUCAAUUCCAUCUACCAAUCGGACCAUCACUUCGGUUCCCUCAACGAAAAACUCGAAGAGCUUAUGAACACUUACCAAUCCACGAACAAAAAACAAACCAGACAAUUCCAAAACAUGCUAAAACUCAAAGCAAUGCGUUCAUUGUGUGCUCCGGGCGAACCUGUAGGUCUUCUAGCAGCGCAAUCUAUCGGUGAACCUUCGACUCAGAUGACCUUAAAUACGUUCCAUUUCGCCGGUAGAGGUGAAAUGAACGUCACUUUGGGUAUACCACGUCUGAGAGAAAUCUUGAUGAUGGCAUCGAAAAACAUCAAAACGCCGUCGAUGGAAAUACCAUUCUUACCUGUGGAAAAUCUGGAAGAGAAGGCGGACAAUUUAAGGAAAAUGUUGACGAGAGUCGUGGUUGCUGAUGUUUUGGAAAAAGUUGAUGUUACUGUUGAAUUGACGGUUGAGCCGAUUAGGCAACAGAGAUAUACUUUGAGGUUUCAGUUUUUACCCAGGAAAUACUACAAAAAUGAUUUUUACGUCGGACCUAAGUACAUUUUGAAACAUAUGACGAGAAAAUUUUUCGGGGAAAUGUUCUCAGCUAUAAGGAAAUUAUCAAAAGUGACCUCAAAUUUAGUAAUGAUGGAGGAGGAAAAACGUCAAGUAGCCGCAAACACCAAUGGUGACAAUGAUGAAGGAAACAACGAACUAAACGCAAACGAAGAUAGUUCAGACGAAGAACCUGAAGACGUUGAAGAUGCAAAAACCGGUAACAAAUUCAAACAAGUCCACGACGACCAAGAACCGGAAGAAUCUGAACGUGAAGACUCGGAAACCGAAGAAACCAAAACACUACCGCCACCUGUAGACCAAAAAGAGAACGAAGUUGUGGUCGAAAGUUACAGUUUUGCUCAAAACUACAUCUACGACACGAAAAAACACCAAUGGUGCGAAAUUACAUUCGGUCUCCCGCUCGAAUUCAAAAAACUUGACUUGACUGCCAUCUUGCGUGAUGUCGCUGCGAAAUCCGUGCUGUGGGAAACUCCCAGCAUUAAAAGGGCCAUCACCUAUAUGAAAAAUAACGUUUUGAUGCUGCGCACCGAUGGUAUAAAUAUUCUAGAAAUGUCAAAACACCAUGCCGUCUUGGAUUUGAACCGAUUGUAUUGUAAUGAUAUACACAAGAUGGCCGAAACAUACGGAAUUGAAGCCGCCAUGAAAAUUAUAGUGAAAGAAGUCCAGGAUGUGUUUAAUGUGUAUGGGAUUAAGGUCGAUCCGCGCCAUCUGUUGUUGAUUGCUGAUUAUAUGACGUUUAAUGGGACUUUUGAGCCUUUGAGUCGAAAAGGUAUGGAGAAUAGUGCGUCACCUUUCCAACAGAUGACGUUUGAAUCGUCGCUCACUUUUCUUCGCAACACUACCAUUGGAGGAAAAAGAGACAACUUGACAAAUCCCUCCAGUUGUUUGAUGGUCGGAAAACCCUGUCUUACAGGGACGGGUUGUUUUGAUGUAUUACAUAAAAUGUCAGCUAUGUGAGGGAUAUGUUUGAUAAAAUAAAGUCUUGGAUAUA